Messenger RNA from Adineta steineri, 264 nucleotides. The record is from the annotation of a GenBank genome assembly. NCBI's taxonomy places the organism in Eukaryota, Metazoa, Rotifera, Eurotatoria, Adinetida, Adinetidae.
AUGAAAAUAAACACCAAGAAAAUAAAGAAAAUAUUUUGGUUAUUAUUACCAAAUGAAUUUCAUACACAAAAUUUAUCAAAUAUUUCAAUAAUUAAUUCACAAACAUUAUUUUUAAAAUGUGUUCAUCGUGAUCAAUUUGAUUUUCAUCAAUUACCCUUGAAAUCACUUUUAAAAUUAUCUGGAAAAGAAUUUUGUAAAAAAUAUUCAUCAACAUUACUUAAAGCACAUGGCUCUGCUGCUAUAUUUCCUUUAAUUUUCAAAUAA